Thermothielavioides terrestris NRRL 8126 is the source of this 807-nucleotide messenger RNA. RefSeq lists its product as uncharacterized. The transcript is spliced from 3 exons. The record is from RefSeq and is a predicted model, not a curated record. The coding region runs from base 1 to 807 and encodes 268 amino acids. NCBI's taxonomy places the organism in Eukaryota, Fungi, Ascomycota, Sordariomycetes, Sordariales, Chaetomiaceae.
AUGGCAAGCACACCGAACCCGCCCAAGCCCAUCGUCGUGUGGAUCACCCCUCCGGGACCAAACUCCUGGAAGGUGAUCGUGGUCCUGGAAGAGCUCUCGCUCAACUACAGGAUCCACUCCUUCCGCUUCGACGACGUCAAGAAGCCGCCCUUCAUCGACAUCAACCCGAACGGGCGCGUGCCGGCCAUCGAGGACCCCAACACGGGCAUCACGCUGUGGGAGUCGGGCGCGAUCCUGCAGUACCUGAUCGAGGUGUACGACGGCGCGGCGCACCGGCUGUCCUACACGGGCCUCGCCGAGCGCCACCUCUGCAACCAGUGGCUGCACUUCCAGAUGAGCGGGCAGGGCCCCUACUUCGGGCAGGCCGGCUGGUUCCAGCACCUGCACGCGGAGAAGAUCCCGUCGGCGAUCGCGCGGUACACGGCCGAGAUCCGGCGCGUGCUGGGCGUGCUGGACGGCGUGCUGGCCAAGAAGGCCAAGGCGGAGGGCAAAGCCGAAGGCAGCGCGGUGUGGCUGGUGGGCGACAAGAUGACGUUUGUCGACCUGGCGUUCCUGCCGUGGAACUUCCGGCUCGCCGAGGUGCUGGUGCAGAGCUGGGACGAGGUCUGGGCCGGCCUGCCGCACGUCCGCGCCUGGCACGAGCGCAUGGUCGAGCUGCCCUCGUGGAAGCGCUCCAUGGAGCACCGCGCCCGCCUCAUGGACGAGCAGGGCCUGCAGUGGAACGGCGUGCCCAAGGGCAUCGAGACGUUCACCGAGUACGAGGAGAAGAUUGCCAGGGGUGAGGAUACCACUGCGUUGGGGAAGUGA